CCUGAGGUCUUCCGAAUGGGGUUAUGAAUUGCAGGCGUGGAACCAACUGCUAUCAUUAUCUGCCCCAGAGAUUUUCUACAAACAGUGGAAGGAUGAAUUUCUUGACAAAUUCCAGAAAAGAAUAAACAAGGUUUCCGAACUUCGUCAGAUUGAGCUAUAUUGUCAGGCUGGUGACAAGAAUUGUAAUCCAGAGAUCGUAAACUGUUUGAGCAAAACCGCUUUCGAAGCUGUAGAAAAAAUAGUGGAAAAUCGUAAAGGAGAACAGAACGCUUUUACUAUAUUAAGUAAGAAAGACUCAGCUAAUGGUAUAAAACUGCUAAGGUCAAUGCUGGAAAAAUCUUGGCCGCGUGAACUAAAGGGUAAUUGUCAUAUGAAUGAAAAAGAGAGGGGUGAAGUCUUGCUGAGACAUCUUCUCACAUGGUCAAUAUGGCCUGGAUUUCUCAAAUUUUUUGGAAAUAGCACCUGGGGUGAAACAGAAGUGACAGAGAGUGACAGCGGAACAAUUUUGGUGAGUGCUGUGUCGUGCGUCGAAAAUGUUGUAAACUCGGUCAACGAUGGGACAGUUACAGCUGCAACAUUGAAGGUUUUACGAGAACAUUCCAAACAAUUUUUGGAACUGUGUGAGGUGCAUCAGACAAAUCAGAGUGGCUCUCAACACGUUCCAAUGAGGACCACUUUUGAGACACGACUUUCCGAACUCAGGGAGUUUCAUAAUUUGAAUGGCCAGCUGAAAUGUUUUCUUGAUCUCUGCAGCUUCAAACGAGUCGAUGAAGUGCUUCGUGCCUUGAGCGAAAAAAUUGUGCAAGACUUUAGUGAGUUAUCAAUACGGGAUAUAUGCGUUCAAAGAUCUGGUAGAUUUGACGUAAUAUUCUUUAACCUCGAUGACAAGUAUCUUGAUAUGGUGUCUAGGAUUAAUGAGAUAGAAAGCAGUCGAAUUUUCGUUAAGCUAUGGCGUAAAUACAGCGAGAAAUUACAAAAUGAACAAGUCACAAUGGAAAAUAUUUUGCAAAUUUGGAUCAAAGUAUGUGAACAACUCGAAGAAAUAAGUGAACAGUUUGGAAACGGCGAAAUGCUACUCAAGGACAUUGAUAAAUAUUUAGAUUUGUUUCAGACGAAUUACACCGAUUUAGAAGGCGAAUUCAAACUGCUUUUCUCGUUUUUGAGUCAUCCAAAGAAACAUUUGGAUGAAACAGAGAGAAACCUCGCUGCCAGAAUCACGCAAGUAAAGAGAUAUAAGAAGAUUUCUGAUGCUCGUCAAGCUGGGAAGGCAAUUCUCCAAUUAAAAGAAACGUUGCGUCUCACUGGCGAUUUCUCAGUGGUUGAAAAGAUAGAAGAGAUUAUUAGUGGGAACCUAAAAGAUGUAGCCAUCAAAGACGUGGAUGGCAAUCUACUUAAAGCUGGAGAACUGUUAGAUGAAAUAGACGAGAAAAGAAGAGGAUGUUUAACGACUUUUACGGAAUGUUUUGAUUUAGUUGCCUGGCUAAAAAAGAGUAUAAAUGAUGAACAAGAGCUCAAAGUAUUUGUUGAUUUGGCGUUGAUUUCAGCCGGGGAAGAUGACAUGGAAAUUGACCGGAUUUCGUGUAUGCAUACAAGUUGUCUUGGGUUUGGAUCGUUAAUUUUCGGUUACAAAACAAGUCAUGGAUUUGAUGAACUAAUGCGACUUUGUCAACCUGUGUGGCACGCUGUUGACGCUAAUCCAGGCAUUGGAGAAAAAUUGGUAUCCACUAAGAAAAGCCUGUCAUGGUUGAAGCAAAUAAAAGAGUCUCAUGGUUCAGUUGCACUUACAACUAUGGUUCAAGUUGAAGCUAUCAAUUCCUGUGGUACUUAUUACAUUGCAGACACCGAGAUGGCUAAAGAAGUUAAGUACGCGAACGCUGCAGGUGGAUUAAAUUUUGAAAAUUUAGUGUGUCUCAAUGUUCCUGAAGAUCCUCAAAAAAAUCGAGAAAGAAAAGUUUAUAGUCUGGAAGAAAUAAAGGACGUACAGAGUAAACUUAUGUUGAUUGCCGGUAAAGCAGAAAGUGGAAAGGAGGAAGUUGACAAAUUUAAUGAGAUUUUUGAUGGAAUACUCAGAAUAAGCCAUUUGUACUUGCAACUUUGUGAGGUUGGUCAGAUCAACUACUUAACAUGGAAAAGUAAAUACCAAUGCAGUAAAGCGGACGACGAGAGGAAUAGGCUUUUAGAGAACAUUGAAGAAACCUGUGAAACAAUGGAACGUGAUUUAAAGAAAUGGAAGGAAUAUUUUCAUGAUGCAAGAAACAGCUGUUAUUCUUUGAAUCAUUUUACUAUGAAACAGAUUUUACACCUAAGGCUAGAGUUAGCAAAAGUUUGUGUUGGGCAUGUGGCCAUCGAUGAACUGCGAUUGCAGACUUUUAUGCUCCUCGAGUCUGUUAACAAGAAUGUAGAGCCUUUGCUUCUUGCAAAUGUCUUAAAAACAAUGGUUCCUGAAAACGUGGUGUUCUUUACAGAAAAAAAUUCUAAAGACGGAGAAAAAUAUUUUGAGAGUGAUAUGGAAUGUGAAGGCAUUUCGUCAGAAAAUAUCGAAGAAGAUGUGACUUUUCCAAGCCAACAGAGACGAAAGAUCUCGCUUGAAACUUUUAUGAGUGCAAAAGAGAAACUCGAGGGAAUGGGAGAGCGUUUUAAAGAAAAAUAUCUUGUUGCUGCUUUACAAAUUUGCGGUCGUUAUGCAACUGAAGAAGAUCUUAUAGCACAUGUUGUUUUUGGAGAAGAAGAUAAAGAAACUGUUAUGAAGUAUUAUGAAGAUGCGAAGCGAAAUCCACAACUGUCAGAUCUAAUUGCAGAUCUAUUAAAUUCAGAGUGCCAGUCCGGAGAUGCUGAAGAAAGCAAAAGGGAAAUUAUAGGGCAAAAAAUUGACCGAAAGCCUGUCACACCAUACGUAAAAAACAAGGAGGAUACUUACCUCAGUUUGGAAAUUCUAACUGACAUUUUAGACGAACUUUCAGAAUCAGCCAUAGGUGCUGAAUCCCAACGUAUGCGGAGAAAGAUGCCGUCAGGCCUAAUGGAGGGUGAACCCAACUUACUACUUGUUCCAAAAGCGGAAGUGUUCGGUUGUCUCCUGUCGCUCUUCAUGGGAAAUGAAGCCCGUCAACCCUUACCAACUGAUGAAGAAGUGAUUGUCUGCAAUGAAAAUACAACAGCUGAAGAGAUUGAGUUACUCUGGCGACGCGCAGUCGUUGACGACAAAGGACAGUUGUUUUGUCUUGCUAAUGCGGAUCUUUUGGAUUAUGAUGUCAGCCAACAGGUUGUUCGUUCUUUGGAAUUGUUAACACAAGGACAAUCCAAAUACCACUUGGUCGUGAUUUGCAGCAUUGAGAACGAGGACAGAUCGAAUAUGGUUACAUCCUUGGAUCAGAAUCGUCGCCAUUUCCCGCCAAUCCCAUCUACGAAAGCUAUUCAAAAUUAUUUGAAAGAACAACUUAUGGUUUCAGGCACAGAAACAGUCGGCAAUGUUCAUUUGGCACCAGCAGCCACGGUUGACGUGGAAAAGUUAUCUGUUCGUGUGAUUCAGUCGUCUAGAGCAGGCAUGGGAAAGAGCUUGUUUAUCAAACAUCUCGCAGAACAAUUGGAAAACCUUCCAAGCAACAAAAAGCUUCGUAAGGGCCUAGUUCCGUCGCUAUGUGCUACAAUUCCUGUGCAUGGAAUCUCUGUGGACAGUGAUUGUGUCACCCGCGAAUUUCUCUCCCAUGCCGUAAAAAGGGAUAUUCCUGUUUCAAGGAUAUUUCAUUUGGACAUGUCUCAAUCGGUUGUGAAAGGACUUGACAAUAUCCUGUUUCAACUUCUCAUUUUGAGAGUUGUAAAAGAUAAGAGUGGGAAUGUCUGGAGAAGAAAGUCGACUGAUAUGUAUGUAGUUGAAAUUACAACUGACAAAUCAUUUGAAGCCUUAACAACUGACGCGUCCUUAACAAACUCCAACUACAGCCAGACUAUGCGAAAACGACUGGCAACAGAAAAGUACUCAUUUGUGAAAUACCUACCUCGAACACAUUGCUCGACACCCAGGGAAACGUUGGACAACAUAAGACACAAUAGAGGGGGUAAUACUGGAUUUGACAUGGAAAAGUUCCGUAGUGAAGAAUAUCAACGCACAUUUCAAUACCUUACACAGUUUGCAGCGGGGCAAAAUUUAGACAAAUUCUUGUUCAUAUAUGAUCCUCGUGUUACCAUUGGCGACCCCGUUGAUGCCUUAACGUUCAUAAUUAAAUAUUGUGGGAUUCGUGAUCCAUCUUGGGCAGAGCUACAUCAUUUUGUAAAUUUCUUGAAUGUCCAGCUUCGCGACUGUGAAGAAAGCGUUUUCUGUAACGCUAAGUUAGCGGGUGAUCUCUUACAAGGUUUUAAGACUUUUGUGGUUCGUUUCAUGAUUGAAAUGUCUCGAGAUUUUGCCACACGAUCACUAAGUGACAGUAACUUGGGCGUAGAUGAUACACAAACAGCGGAUGAAGAUGAUGAUUUAGCCCCAUUUGAAAUACGGAAGCGUUGGGAAUUGAGUCCUCAUCCUUAUAUAUUUUUUAACCAUGACCGCGUCAGCAUGACUUUCCUUGGAUUUCGUCUGAGCGAUAAUGGUGAUUUGCUUGAUCCCGCUACCAAUAAAGUUUUAGAGCAAAAAAUGAUGGAGCCAACUUUGAGAGGACAACUUAAGCAUCAAGGAGUUAAUUUUGACACCAACUACGAGAAACGUGACAAAAUGGCGCGUAUCGAGAAAUUGUGCAGCGUCAUGGGAAUCGAAUUUUUAUAUGACCCUGAUCCUACAUACGAAUUGACAACCGACAACGUCAAAAAAAUCCUGGCAAUUCACAUGCGAUUCAGGUGUGGCAUACCAGUAAUUAUCAUGGGAGAGACUGGAUGUGGCAAAACUCGGCUUAUUAGAUUUAUGUGUGAACUUCAAGCUGGACCCGAUGGACCAAAAAAUUUGUUACUCAUGAAGGUACAUGGUGGAACUAGUUAUGCAGAAAUUGAAAAGAAAGUGGUAGAAGCAGAGAAAAGAGCUUUUUACAAUCAGAAGAAUGAGGAGAUCAAUGUUGAUACUGUCCUUUUCUUUGAUGAAGCCAAUACAACAGAUGCAAUUGACCUGAUCAAAGAAAUAAUGGUCGAUCGAAGGGUGAAUGGACGUGCUAUAAAUCCUGCACUGACGAAACUGCAUUUCAUCGCUGCUUGUAACCCAUAUCGAAAGCACACGAAGAAAAUGAUCCAGAAACUAGAAUCUGCAGGGUUGGGGUAUCAUGUAUCAGCUGAUGAAACUGAUGAUAAAUUAGGUUCAAUUCCACUCCGUCAACUUGUGUAUCGAGUCCACCCCUUGCCAGAGAGCAUGAGACCACUAGUUUGGGACUUUGGUCGACUUACAGAUCACACAGAAGAACUUUAUGCUGCGCAGAUCGUGCGGAGGUCUAUGGUAGCGACAACGCCAGAUAUCAAAUUUGAUGGAACCGAAGCCCAAGCAUCUUGUAUUGCUACAGUGCUGUCAGCUUCACAGAAAUAUAUGCGUGAACAAAAGAACGAGUGCAGCUUUGUCAGUUUGCGUGAUGUUGAAAGAGCGAUGAAGGUUAUCACCUGGUUUUAUUCGAACUCUGAAUUGAUCAUCAAAAUUAUUGGUGAUGUAGAUGGAAAUGGUGAUAAAAAUACUAGUUCUGAAGAAUCUAGUGAAGAAGAAGAUUAUCAGUCUAAAGAAGAAUUUGCGAUAGGCGAACAACCCUUGAGUCAAAUUGCCCGUGCACUAAUCCUGGGGAUUGGUGUUUGUUACUAUGCCCGAUUAAAUACAAGAGAAGAAUAUUGUCAAGAAAUCUCGAGAUAUUUUGACAAUUCCUGUCCUCUUCCGGGAGGUGGACGCAGGAUGCAAAGGGAAAUCGAGAGGUGUCAACGUGGAUUUUUGAAUGGCAUACAAGUGGGUCAGAAUAUCGCCAAAAAUAUCGCUCUAAGUGAGAACGUCUUCAUGAUGGCAAUUUGUACCGAGUUGCGCAUCCCGUUGUUUGUGGUCGGCAAACCUGGCAGUUCGAAAUCUUUAGCGAAAGACGUUAUAUCCACCAACAUGAAAGCUGGAAACUCGCAAAGCGAAUUGUUCAAAAACUUAAAACAGAUCCACAUGCAAUCGUACCAAUGCAGUCCAUUAUCCACGCCCGAAGGCAUCGUCUCUACCUUCAAACAAUGUGCUAAACUACAAAAAGACAAAGACUUGAAAAAGUUCGUGUCUGUGGUAGUAUUAGACGAAAUUGGAUUGGCCGAGGACUCUCCUCUGAUGCCUUUGAAAACGCUCCACCCUUUAUUAGAAGAUGGCACAGCAACAACUGAAGAAUCAGGGACAACAUCCGAUCAUCACCGCGUUGGUUUUAUCGGUUUAUCCAAUUGGUCAUUGGACCCCGCCAAAAUGAACCGUGGAAUUAUGUUGAGUAGAGGAGUACCAAAUGAAAAGGAGCUGCAAGAUAGCGCCAGUGGAAUUUGUUCAUCUCGCCAAGAAAUAAAACUACGUCUUGAGACAACUGUCUCGAAGUUAUGCAAAGGGUAUUUUAAACUCUACGAGGAACAAAGCAAAUCAGACACACUCAAAAAAGCUCAAAAAGAUGAAUUUUUUGGACUUCGAGACUUUUACAGUUUAGUAAAAAUGGUGUUUGGUUUUGCUGUACAAAAAGAAGAGCAGGGUGAUCAAAUCAGCGUUAUAGAACUGGAAAAAUCCAUACGGAGGAAUUUCAGUGGCUUAGAUGACAUUGAUCCAGUAAAAACAUUUUGUGAGAAGGAACUUUUUCCAAGACUUAAAGAGACUGUUGGGCGUCCUUCCCCUGAAUGCUUCCCGGUGAAUCUUAUUCAAGAAAGCCUUGUAAGAACCGAAAAAGAAGGGGAAAGUCGCUAUUUACUUGUUCUAACUGAGAACUACGCAGCGCUAAGAUUAUUACAGGGGCAGUUUUACGAGCACGAUCCAGUUAUUAUUUUUGGAAGCAGUUUCCCGAAAGAUCAACGAUACACACAGAUUUGUCGAAACAUCAAUCGAAUUAAAGUAUGCAUGGAAACUGGAAAAAUGGUGAUUUUACUCAACCUAGAAAGCCUUUAUGAAAGUUUAUAUGAUGCAUUAAAUCAGUAUUAUGUGUAUCUUGCUAAUCAAAAGUAUGUUGACCUUGGUCUGGGGAACCACAGAGUGAAGUGUAGAGUGGCGAAUGAAUUUAAGUUGAUUGUGGUUGCUGAAAAAGAUGUUGUUUAUCGGCGAUUUCCAAUUCCUCUUAUCAAUCGACUGGAAAAGCAUUUACUUGUAAUGUCAACUGGCCUAACAAAACACCAAGCUGUUUUGGUCGAAAAACUGCAAGAGUGGGUCGAAGGUUUCUCAGAAGCAUCUCCCGAAUUUUCAUGUAAUAAAAGCCUAUUCAAGCCUGGCGAUUGCUUUGUUGGAUACCAUAGCGACACUGCUGCUGCAGUGAUCAUCAAAAUUGAAAAGGAUUCGCCUGAUGAUCAGAUUCUUCUGCAAUCAAAACUCGCGCUGUUACAAUGUGCAUCUCCUGAUGCUAUCGCAAGACUACCAGCGACAAGAAUGAAAGGUGAUGCGGAGAAGCUUUGGAAUGUAUAUUUCAAAACUCAAAGACAUGGAAGUUUGAAAGACUAUUUGGUUGCUUGCCUGGAUAGAGUUACUCCUGAAAAACACGGAUCUCUUAUACAAAUAACCACACACUCAAGAUUGUUAUCGCCAGGAAAUUCACGGUCCAUAGCAUCAGAUGCUGGAUUCAAAGGCUCAAAUGCUCGUUGUAUUAGCCUUCAGGAAUUUCACACUGAACAACAAUUCACCAAAACAUUAGAAGAAUUUUUUGUUUCACUUGGUGGUGCUGAAGGUCUCCUUCUUGUCCAAUGUGAUAAUGGUGAAGCGAAUUCUAACUUAAUCGCCUGCUGUCGACAUCUUGUUGAUGAUACCCGGCGUCGUAAAAUUGAAAGUUUUGAUGGGCCUGUUAAGCCUAUCCACGUCGUAUUUAUUAUUCAGUUACCAAAGAUUGCUGGUGGUUGUCAACACUUUGUAGGGUUUCAAGGUGGAAAGUGGCAAUCGAUCCAUAUUGACGAACUUCUUGAAUCGAGCGAACAGCUUCCACAAAUUGAACAGCUUAUGAACCGCUCUGUGAGUGAUUUAUUCAAGCCAGUAAACCUUGCAAGCAGUGAUGAUAUUGAGAGUAUGGAUGUUGAUGAACAUUAUGAUGGGGAUGUGCGUAUGGAGGACAUUAAAUUAGAGCAAUCAGAUAAAAAACGAACUGCUCUGAGCGAAAUAAAGGCAGCAUUGCUACUGAAAAAUUGUCUGCAGGCUGCCGCAGCAAGAAUCUACGAUGAGUCAGCGGAGAUUGACAGAGCCACGAAACGCAUAGAAAUAUUGCUUGAGUUUUUACCAGAAGAUGAUACACAAGAAACAGAUCUUUCCCAAAUCCUAGCAUCUCGUGUUUAUGGACUACUCGUGGAACGGGACGAGAAAUGUUUUCAGGAUCAGAAACUCUGGCUACAACACGAGGCAUUGUCUCAGGGGCAUCUCCAGGAAACUGGGACAUUCAGAAAAGCGUUAUGGCAGAAACUUUCUUCGAUUGUUUCCCCGAUAUUGUCUGAAGUGAUAGCAUUCUGUGAUCGAAAUUACAACCUCAAUAUACCGCAUGAAGGAAAGGAAUGGAAAUCGCGAUUGUGGUUUUGGAUGCUUAGUGAAGUACAAAUUACGCCUUUAACUUACGAUUCGUUUAUUUCCCCUGAAUCACAAAGAAUAAGAGAAAGAGCCUUUGUUCAAAAUACAGGUGUUGGACAUCCUUUUAACGGGAAGUUUCCGUUUUCAUGGAUCAUUAAAGAUAUAGUCAGCGAUCUUUUAAUAAAAGUUGCAGGCGACCUUUCAAAGACACUGCUUCAACUAAGAGGGAUCUUUUACCAAUCACCACUGGGAAAUUACCUGAAAGUUAUUUUUGGAGACAAAGAGAAUAAAAAGGAAGCAACAGAAAACUACCUUCAUGAUUUUCUUCACAUGAUGUACAAACCGAUAGAGAAUGGGGAAUUGGAGUUGAUAUACGAUGCCUUUUUCGAAGCUUCUGGGCAAAUACAUCAAUUGCUGCACGAAAAUGAAGAUUUUGACAUUGACAUUCCUUUUAUUCAUUUCACUUACUCCCUCAUUGAAGCUCGUUUGGCAAACUUUUCUGAACUGGUUCAUGCUUUUCCCGGUCUAGUGAAAGAACUAAUAAAGCUAGGAGAUCGGUUGAAAGUUGGAGAAAUGAUACUGGAUACGGUAGCACUUGAGUAUUGCUUGCAGAAGUUGGAACCAACACCCAAAGAUCUGGAAAGCAUUGGUAAUAGAUCAUGUUGGUGCAACCGUGUUCAGCGUGUUGGCCCAGUUGUGAAAGUUUUAAAAAAUCUGAAAUAUAGCUGGAAUAAACAACAGAACAAAGAUGGUGACCAAGCUGGAUUUGUUACUCGCCUGUUUGGAGAAAAAUCUAUUGUAAUUUUUGAAGAAUGCAGAAUGAUGUGGAUACGUUUAGAUGUUGUGCGCAUGUUUAUCGAACAUACAUGCCCACCUGGCCAGCGAACCUAUGCAGCUAAUGCACAGAACGCUUUUAUACUGUGGAAGGUUUUAGGAGAAAACCUCGACUUUUCUACCGUCCGUACUAUGACUGCAAUAGAGAGAUUCCUGAAGGAUUGCUGUGAAAGAAUUAGCAAACGAUUCAUCAGAUAUGAUAUCACUCAAUGUGAGAUUUGUAAACGUCCACUGCGAGAUCCUAUUUUGAUGCCAUGUGAUCAUACAUGUUGUAUGCCUUGUGCAAGAGGGUGGUUUAAAGAUCAUAACGCUUGUCCUAUGUGCAGGAAAGAAGUUGGUAAUGACUUCAAAGUUGUUGCCAAUAAAAAAUGCAGAGAUGCCCUGGAGAUGUACAACAAUUUCCGUAAUCGCUGCAAGUCAUUCUUCGUGGAGCUUGUUUCGUUGUAUUGCUUUCGAAAACAGCUGCCAGAACCAGAUUUAGUACGAAAAUUCAUCAAUUACGUGAUUAAUGAUGAGAAUAAAACUGAAGCUUUUACACCUUUUGGUGGACAAGGAAUUGAUGUCACACCUGUUAUCAGAUCGUAUAUUUUGCAGCAACUUCUGGCAAUAAAGGAGAGACGAAAUGAGGUCCUGGAAUAUUUGGAAGAAUACCUACGCCGUGCCAAGGGAUUAGGUGAAAGAGAACAUUUAAUCGAAGUUUGUGUAUUGUGUGUUCAGUGUAUGGAGGACGUGGAAACUGUGACGUUAUUAAAGGCAAGAGAAGGGGGAGAAAAUGUGCAACUCAAUAUUGCCAGCCGAAUACUGGAUAGAUCGCUACGAAAUAUUUCAUCUUCAUCAAACACUCUUACUGUUUCUUGCCUUGAAGAUAUCGCUGGAAUAAGAUCCGCAUUGGAGGUCGUUUCUAGCUAUUUGAGCGAUGACUUUGCUGAUAAUGUUAAACGGUUCCCAAAGCUUUCGAACUGCCUUGCAUCAGCGAAACAACUUUGUAGUAGAUUUGUGGUUAAGUUGUUCCUUUUGAAACAGUUAGUUCGCCAUGAUCCGAAUGGAAUUGAUGCGGUAAAAGAAAGAUGUAGAAAAGAGGAACUAAAUUGGAUCAUGCCCCCGCAGUCGGAGGAACAAGAUAAGACUCCAGACCCAUUUAUUGUUCAUCGUGAUGAGUAUCAUACUGUGCGAGAAGCUCUUGGCAAAGCUUUCCUCACAUCUAGUCUCGACAACUUACGCGACGUCCUACAGAAUUUACAGAUUCAGCCACCAGCGCGUUGGUGUUAUAUUUUGCUUGCCCUUUUCCGUGAAGUAACAACAAGUUUUGGACAUUCAAACAAAGAUGAUAGAAUUCCCUCCAAGGUCUUGAAAACGCUGAAAAAAUACAUUACCGGGAUCAAGGACUUACCAAACGAAGUAAGGACUUUAUGA
Molecule: messenger RNA, 10885 nt
Organism: Dendronephthya gigantea
Lineage: Eukaryota; Metazoa; Cnidaria; Anthozoa; Malacalcyonacea; Nephtheidae
Product: E3 ubiquitin-protein ligase rnf213-alpha-like
Exons: 57
Coding region: 326-10885 (3519 amino acids)
Molecular function (GO): ubiquitin-protein transferase activity; ATP binding; ATP hydrolysis activity
Source: RefSeq, a predicted model, not a curated record